AUGGCGGUUUCGUUUAAUUUAAAUGCACCUCCAUCGGUGAAUCCGGCAACAGGCGAUAAUGGUGACCUUCCGCAUGACCCCGCGGAUAAGGAUGAGGAGGAAGGGAAUCCGAUUCCAGGCAAAAAGUCUGAGGGGGUCAUUCCACUUCUUAACUCGAAUGCGGAGACGGAGGUUCUUGUCAGGAAAUUGACUGGUGGUGAGGGUGGCUGGACAUCGAGAGGAGAUAGAUAA
Molecule: messenger RNA, 231 nt
Organism: Paracoccidioides brasiliensis Pb18
Exons: 1
Coding region: 1-231 (76 amino acids)
Source: RefSeq, a predicted model, not a curated record